Molecule: messenger RNA, 6411 nt
Organism: Myxocyprinus asiaticus (Chinese sucker)
Lineage: Eukaryota; Metazoa; Chordata; Actinopteri; Cypriniformes; Catostomidae
Product: F-box only protein 33-like
Exons: 4
Coding region: 606-2069 (487 amino acids)
Biological process (GO): SCF-dependent proteasomal ubiquitin-dependent protein catabolic process; positive regulation of protein ubiquitination
Cellular component (GO): SCF ubiquitin ligase complex
Molecular function (GO): protein binding
Source: RefSeq, a predicted model, not a curated record
UUGGUGUGUAAUUAUUUUUGAAAUUACAAAGAAAUGACAGAUUUAUGUAGGCCUUAUUAUGUUUUAUAUCAUGCUUUUUUCUGUAUUCAUUGUAUUUUUUACACAGUACACAUUUUAUGUGUUUUAAAAAAUGUUUUAAUACAUUUAUCCGAUUUAAUUGAAGUACCAUGAGUCCCAAAAAAGUUACUGCGCCCUCUUUCGAGUAUUCGAUAUAUGGCAAAAAUUAAGGCAUUUUCGGACGAAACCAUUAUCACCACCUAAUGACUGAAUAUGAAAUACACAAAAUACAGAGUUAAAUUAACAUAAUGAGACAUUUUUCAAUUCUCGUAAUAUGUAACUUAAAAAUAAUUUCUUCAAAUAUAAUUUCAGCUCCCACGUACACAUUAUAAAAUGGAAAUGCUUCCUGUCCCCUCCCCCCAUUAUGAAAUGACAGUGGACGGAUCCAGUAGUAUUGAAGCGAAGCUCAUUCUCCCGUAUUUGUUUGUUUUCGCCCUCAGCAUCAAGGGAACGGAGAAGGGCCUGAUACAUACGGGGAAGGAGAGGCACAGUUACGUUGUAUAACGGUUGCGUUUUUAACCUUAACUGAAUUUUUCUAGCCUCCUGCCAUGGCUCUGUGCAGCAGCGUCGGAGCCUUGGCGUUACCCAGCGAGCUUAUAGUUCAUAUAUUCUCCUUCCUAUCGGACCGCGAUAAGCUGCGGGCCUCGGCAGUGUGCUCGCGCUGGAGGGAGUGUCUCUUUUACCCCGCGUUGUGGACGGAACUCAAGCUGCGCGUCGGCGGCGGAACCAACGGCGGCGGCUCUGGCUCGGAACAAACCCCGCGGUUAGAGUUCCUCAUGCGCAAGUUCGGCUCCUUCGUGCGGGAGCUGCAGCUGGAGUUCGCCCCGGUCGAGGGCUGUUUAAGCCCGCUGCAGAACGGAAUGGAGACCGUCGAGAGCGACCCGCAGUUCGCGGAGCGCUGGAAAGAUGCGAUGGGCACUUACUUGGAUCAGGUGUCGUGUGUGUUAAGCUGUCUGCGUAAUAACAGAAACCUCCAGAAGUUCAGUCUUUAUGGUGACACGUGCAUUCUCCAGGAUGAUGGCAUUUUGGACAGCUCUUACCUCAACCAGGUCGACCAAGGGGGCAAGAAAAUAAAAGAGAUCCAGCAGCUCUUUGAAGAGAUCCUGUCCAACAGCAGGCAGAUGACAUGGCUGUCGUCUGCAUUCAUGCUCGGCGUGGUGACCCCCUGCUCCCUGGCCUCUCUCUCCAACCACAGCACCAGCUCCCUCGAGCACCUGAGUCUGUUAGAUAACCAACAGUCCAGCCUGAUCUCCACCGUUGAGCUAGAAAGACUAGUCAGCCUGCAGUCUUUAUCUCUUGACUUCUGUGACUUCACCUCUGAAAUGUGCCGUCUCCUCGCCAGCGGUGACCGAGUGCCCCUCCAUCGCCUCUCCCUCUUGCUCAGCGGCGCUGCUUUGGAUGCCAAGCCUUUGGAUGGUACAGCGGUCGAGGACGAUUGGAAAGCCCUUAUCCGUCACAGCACAAAUCUACGUGUGUACAUCAUGGGUAUGGAUGUGUGCAGCCAGGACCUUCUACGCAUUCUGAAGCCCAGCUUGCCCCUGGAACGGAUUCACUUAGACAGCUACAGCACGCUGGUGACGGACGGUGUCGUGGAGCUCAUCUCGCAGCAGUACCAGAAAACCCUCACCCACUUCAUCUUGAUGAGAGAUGACGCAGGAUUCCCGGACCUCAGUGUCAACCGCAAUGAGGACCCACUGGUUCUGCUCGCCUGGCGCUGUGUGCACCUUGCUAUCUUGAUCAUCCAUGGCUACACAGUGUGGUCCCACAACCUUGUGGCCAUCUCUCGCUUGCGUGGGUCAAACCUCAGAGUCCUAGAGGUGUCUGAAGAGAGCAUCGACUUUGACCCAGACCAGUCAGUGUACAUCGAGGGCGACCCCGUCCACAAUCUAGUGAAGGAGGUGUCCCUGGGCCUGGGUCGCGUCUGGCAUCCCUCCCUGGACAACAGCAUGGUCCUGAACGAGCCCACUCAGCACUUCCACCGUGAGAUGCAGAGCUUCAGUGCGGGCAUGUAGGGCGCUUCCGGGCUCCUGUUACCGAAUGCCCUACUCUCUAACCCUGUGCUUUGUGAUCUUUCACUUAAAUGGGCCCUUCUCAUUUUACAUAUUGUUUUUGUUUCAUUGCUUUUUUUUUUUUUUUCUUGUAGUGUGAAUUAAUCCUUUAUAUGUGCUGUGUUUAAUCAGUAUUAGCUCUAUAUUUAUAUCUAUAUCUAUAUAUCCUGCUUAUUACUAGGAAAUUAUAGUUGGGUAUUGGUUUAGUAGCUAAAUGAGUGAAUGGUAGAGAAGGGGAUUUUAUACAGCUAGCUGAAAAGUUGUACAGUUAGUUGUCGAUUCUCUUGCUUUGUCUGUUUGUUGGUUUCCCCUAGAAAGUGUGGAGUUACCUCAAACUAUCAGCUGAUCCUUCUCGGCUUUCGCAACGACAAAAUCCCACAUUCUCAUUCACCUUUAAGGGAGACUAGUCUUCUGGCCAAGGGAUAGGGCUGAUCCACUGUAGUUAUGACCCUUUCUAUUUGUUCAUCAAUGUGUAAUUGUUGUUUGGAAGUGAGGUUUGGUCGAAACAACAUGUUCGGGACGUAGAUCCCUCUGGUUUUUCUCAACCUGGAAUUAGAUGCACCUCUGCUGGUGAAAUCAAUCGUAGAGGUUUUCAUUCUGGUGUUCAACGCCUGCAUGCUGACCGCCCAUCAGCACAAUAUCUGGGCCCAGCCAUAGGUGUAUGUUUUCUUUGUUUUUUUUAUUUUAUUUUUUUAAGAAGUCCUUCCCGUCUGUCUCAGUUAGGCAAAAAUUAUAUGACAAGGAAGAUAAAGAGAUGGUUAUGAUAUUUUGGAUGAGAGUGAAAACAAUCAGAUGUUCCGUCAAGUAAUUGUUCUUCUCGAGUCACAGUUGCCUUGAAACUCUCCUCUUUUUCAUAAUUGAUGUUUUUAGUCUUGGAUUCCAUCUGUUCAGUGUUAAUAUUGCUCAUUCAGUGCAUAAUUCCCAACAGAAGUGGGUAAUCUUCAGUGGAUCACAGCUGAGGGCGAAAAACUCUGAAUGGACUGAAUCCAGGCCACAGUAUUCCAUCUGUAAAACAUUAGAAUGGAGGGAGGCAGACGAUUGCUUGUUCCAUAUCUCAGGAUUCCUGCACUUGCGGUACUUUUCCAGUUAAAAGCUUUUGUUAAAGCUAUUUGUUCAGAGGGUCGGCACGCUAGAUGGGCAAGAUGUUGUAGAUUUCUGGAGACAUGAGAGCUCUUCCAAAAUAAUGCGCUUUAGAAGUUGCUGUUUUUUUUUGUUUUUUUUAUCGCGUCCGAUUUCCCUAGGUUACUCUUUAAGAAUUGUGAUUCUCGGUGUGUUGUGCUUUAAAGUAUUGUCUAUAUAUUUGCGCUUUUUAAAAAUCACAGUUGAGGGAAGUUGUGGUUGCUUGCAUAGUCGUAUUAAGUGAAUGUCAAACUAAAGCCUUUUUUGAAAGUGGCAGUGUUUUUGCUUUGCAGAAUUCCCCUCUUUCAAAACAUAUCUUUUUUUUUCGUGCUUGAAAAAUGAAGCAAAAUGUCGAAGAGCAGAAUACUUUUAAACCAUUACGUUGCCUCACAAACUUAACUCUGUCAGGCCUAAGAACUUCCUGUUUUGUUGGUGGUAUAGACUACUUGUUAUCAAAGCCAAACCAGGUUCUAAAUAGAAGCCAUCACUCAGUCUUGGAGGAUCUGCGCUCAUGACAAACGUAGAGCCAAAGCGAGCCAUUGCAGCGUAAAAUCGAUCUCUAAAGGCAAGCGCAUUGGGGGACAACCUAGCAAUUAGCUUAUGAUCUUGUCAGGAUUUGUUAUCCGUGGUCCAAAAAUGGUUUUUAGCAGUUAACCAACAAGACAAAUAAAACUCUUGACACGUGAAGGCCUGCACAUAGGGUUUCUCUGUAGAUAAAUGCUAUUCUACACUUUACAAAUGCGAAGCAGAGAUCCAGCUUGACUAAACAUUUGAUAGGUUUACAACCUACUUUGGUAUCUAUGUCAGCAUUAGUGAAAAUUAGUGAUUUAUUUUUCAAUAUUAUUUGUGGAAUUAAAAUCGUUUGAAGAAAACAGACUUAAAAGAAUGCUGUUCAGAUGCAUUGGCAUAGGUACCUGAGAUGCUGUAAUGGACUUAAUGCUCUUAUAUGUGUUGCAGUAGUGGGAUUCUGUAAUUUGUUCUUAUUUGAAAGUCCCAUUUCUACUUAGUACAGCACCAAAAUCAUUGUUUGUUGUAUAUUGAUUUUGCUGAAUGGUGGAUAACGACUGGAAUCGGCAGAGAACGACAGUGUUGGUCAGUCUUUACAACAUGUUACAAACUGCUAAAGCAUUCAUACCGUGCCUGAAACCCAGAAUAGCUUUCAUUUCAAACCCUUGUUAUUUGUAUGUCCCCGGUUGAUCGAGUUGAUGUCUAGCGCAGCAUAUGACAAGCGAUACAAAGACACAGCAUAUUUAAACUGUCAGUGUUUUACUGUUGUUUUCAUUUGUCUUUCUAUGUGUGUAGUGUAAACGCAAAAAGUGCAUCCAUCAGAGAAUGGGGUGUGUUAUAUACAAAGCGUACCACUUCCUCAACAGUGAACAGGAAACAGCCUUUCUCAGGGUUUAAUGUUAGAUGCGUAGAGGAUAAAGGAGUUCCAAUAGCUCAGGCCUUUCACCGAGAAAGUUUCCAUUAUAGAAAAAUCUGCUCCGCAAAGUCACUGGAUUUCACUUCUGUCAGCGCGUCUGCGCCAGCUGCCAAAGAUCACGGUGAUAAAACUCCUUUUUUCUUUCUUUUUUUUUUUUUUUCUUUUUUAAGUGCCCGCAUGCUGGCAGCGGGCAGGGCCAAUGGCUGAUCGGCCGAGAUGUACUACUACUAUUGUAUUACGACAACUACUAUUAGAUAAACGUACUAACGGAGAGGAGGUUGUACUUGGGUGGUGGUCCACAGCUGUGCUGUGGCUUUUGGUCAACAUACUGUAUGUUAGAUCUCUCUCUUACAAUGCACCUGUUUCACUGUGAAGAGUGAAUGUAAUUUAAUCUAUUGAAAAAUCAAGGUUGGUUCUAUCAGACCUAUAAGCUGCUAUGAGAUGUGUUUGGAACAUUCCACUGGGGAGUUAAAAACAAACUAAAAUGGCCAAAUGUCUGCAUGAAAUGAUUUAUUUUUUUACUCUUUUAUUCUUUGUUUUCGGUUCAGGCGGGGUCGGGAUCCUAGAUCAAGUGUACGACUGGUCAUACGAUGAGCCAUUUAAGAGCAUGUGUACCUCGUGGAGGUUUUUUAUUCUCGAACGAUUAGACCAUUCAUUGGAUCCCAGGGUUUUUCAUUGUUUUUACUUUCAGAAAAGUUAUAUGCAUUUCACAAUCUCUCGUAGUAAGGAGAAUGCUCAACAGAGGGCUGCUAUAAACCCCAUCGGAGAGAGUCGAUGUUACAGUUGCCUGUACAAGAUUUUCCGCUAGUUACCUUACUGAUAAAUGACCUCAUCCUAGCCUUCAAAGGGGUAAAAUGGGAGUUCAGGGUUGAUUUCUCACCUUGGAUGACUUGUAUGGUCAAACCAACAGUCUGAUUUUCCACUUUCCACUGUAGGUCAGAUAUCAAGCUCAACACGGGCCUCUCUUUCACUCUCUGGCUGGCUUGCGUUUCAACAAAGUCAAAAACUAUGCAAAUGGAAUGCAUACGAUCCAGAGGCUCUUAAGUUGUUUUUUUUUUCUCUUUUUUUUUUUUCUGUCACUCAAAUGGAGAUAACCUGACUUGCAAUGAUACUUGGCCUUAUUAUUGUUAUUAUUGUUUUAAGAUCUUGAUUCUUCGGAAGCCAACUCCGUUUCAUGGGCGACCGUGGGUUACAGACAUGGUCUCUGUGAGACUGGCCAGCAGGCCCCAGUUAUAAGUGGUACGAAUGUUGUGCAUUUGUUUAAAAUCAGGACAGUUUGCAAUAAAGAAGUGGCCAUCAUAGGGCACGAGCAGUGCGAAGACCACGCUACCUUAUAAACUUAACGGGAAGUUAAAUGAGAACACGCAUAUGUGUAUAUACAUCAACGUAUAUACUUUUAUGCAACACGUGUCCGGGUUCUAUUUAUGAACAUGAUAAAAGUUUAUAAGCAUUGAUGUUUUGCAAAAAUGGUUUUACCAUCAUAAAUGUUUAAUAUUUGGGCAGGUGUGUACUGUCUACUUUUUUGUCUUUGGUGAGCACAUAGCAUUGGAUUUUAUAUGUACAUCUGCAAACAGUAAGUACUCUGGCACAGGUGUGAACAUGCCAGGUGGGAAGAUUUUAAUGAGAAGUAAUCUUGAGGUUCCACGAUUUAGAAGGAAAACCUUUGAAAACUUAACUGACAGAUAUUGGGUAAACCAGCCGAAUGUUGAUUUGAAGAACGAAUGCAUUUUCUUUUAAUCGGAAAAUAAAAGCAUAAAAAAAUUA